Peronospora farinosa is the source of this 303-nucleotide messenger RNA. NCBI's taxonomy places the organism in Eukaryota, Oomycota, Peronosporomycetes, Peronosporales, Peronosporaceae. The record is from the annotation of a GenBank genome assembly.
AUGAAGAUCAUUGUCGUUGGUUCCGGUAUUGGCGGUAUCUCUGCUGCCUACCACUUGGUUAAGGAUGGUCAUGAAGUUGUAUUGCUCGAAAAAAACGCGACUAUUGGUGGACAUGCAUACGAGAUGAAAAUCGAUGGUGAGAUGGUGGACAUCGGCUUCAUGAUGUUUGGCGACUCGAAUCCCAAUAUUAAAGAAUGGUUCAAGAUGCUAGGCGUCACCCAGCCCGACGUUUGCUCAACCUCUUCGACAUUCGCAUCUGGCGCGUGCUCAUCGACAUUUACAAAUUCACAAUGGAUCUCAUGA